Messenger RNA from Leptopilina heterotoma, 957 nucleotides. RefSeq names its product putative nuclease HARBI1. The transcript has 2 exons. Bases 1 to 957 code for a protein of 318 amino acids. NCBI's taxonomy places the organism in Eukaryota, Metazoa, Arthropoda, Insecta, Hymenoptera, Figitidae. The record is from RefSeq and is a predicted model, not a curated record.
AUGACUUUCGCAAAUCUAAUUGAAACAAUUGGUCCCUUACUAAUUAGAAAAGAUGGUGGACCAAGUGUUUUGUGUCCGGAAAAGCAACUUUGCAUUGCUCUAUGGACAUACUGCAAUCAAGAAGUUUAUAGAUCGAUAGCUGAUCGUUUUGGUGUUUGUAAAGACACUGCAUGGAACUGCAUGCUUAGUGUGAGUAAGGUUUUAAACACAGUGUCUGGAGAUUACAUAAGAUGGCCUGCAGCUGAAAAUUUUAAUCAAACGAUUAACAAAUUUUUGAAUGUUGGCCCAUUUCCAAAUGUUUUAGCAGCAGUGGAUGGUUGUCAUGUGGAAAUUAGUGCUCCUUGCACUAAUGCCGCAAGUUACAUAAACCGUAAAGGUUACCAUUCCCUCCUCUUGCAAGGAAUGUGCGACAGCCAGGGAAAGUUUGUUGAUGUUUUUGCUGGUGUCUGUGGUAGCGUACACGACAACCGCCUUUUCGAAAUGAGCCCCAUGGGUCAGCAGCUCAUCACAGCACCAGAAAAUGUCUGUCCCCUUGACAUGCAUAUUAUUGGAGAUGCUGCAUACAAACUACAUCCAUUUUUAAUGGUCCCAUUCAAGGACAAUGGGCAUUUAACGGAAGAUCAAAUUAAUUUUAAUAAGUGUCUCUCUCGAACUAGAAUGGUUAUUGAGCGAGCCUUCGGAUUACUAAAAGGACGAUUCAGAAGAUUGUUGUAUCUUUACUUGCAAAAUGUAGCAUAUGGGUCACUAAUAAUCAUUGCGUGUUGUGUGCUUCACAAUAUUUGUCUCGAUUUGGACGACGAUGUAAAUGAUGAAAUUUUAAAUAACAUUGACGAACAAAGAGCUCAAAACAUUGUCAAUGACUUACAUGAUCAAGAUGAUGUCUAUAAUGCGACUGCCCUUCAAAAGAGAAGAAAUAUAGUGAAUAUGCUCAUGCAAGAGGAGAUUAGAAAUCAAUAA